Molecule: messenger RNA, 3749 nt
Organism: Cercopithifilaria johnstoni
Lineage: Eukaryota; Metazoa; Nematoda; Chromadorea; Rhabditida; Onchocercidae
Source: the annotation of a GenBank genome assembly
UACAACAUGGUUGGAUCCAAUGGUCACUUCCCAAUAAUGCAACAUAUCGAGUUGGAGAGAAAUUUCGAGCUUCUGUGCCAUUACACUUGGCAUCAAAAUUGAAUUAUUUGGUUGUGUGCCAAGAUGAAAUGGUUAUAGAAGCCGGUCGUGUUCGUGACGACGGCGAAAUAAUAUUUAAAACUACAGAUGCCAUGGUACCCUAUUGCGCACUGUACGUAUUUAGCGCAAGUGGAACGGUACAAAUAGAUAUGAUUCUGUUUUUUGUUGAACUAUCUUGCAAGAAUUCAUUAACAGUUUCCAAAACACUAGUUGGAGUAGGUGAUAAUUUGACGGUAACAAUAAAUGGUGGUUCCAAUGGUCUCGCCUUGUUAUCAGCGAUCGACAUACGAAUGCUUGAACUCAUGCAGAAAUAUUCAUCAUAUCCAAUAUCCAAAUACUGGAAUUUAUCAGUGAUGGAGCGCUCUUUACGAACAUUAUUUCUUGGCCUCAUUGAUUCCGAGAAUUUAAACAACGAAAUUAGUGGAACAUGUGAAGAAGCCGGUGUCCUCGCGUUACAACACUUGAAACGCUGUCCAAAUUUUAUGGAAUCGUCAUCAGCCAUUUCCAAUCUUUGCUUACGUUCUUUCAUUUUAGCAUGCGAACGCCUAACUGGCCAAACAACCACAAGCAAGGUAUGCGAUCGAAAAACUGGACAUGGUUGUGGUAUCGAUAGAGAUGGUAGUGCAGUGAAAUUGGCUUCUGCUCAAGCGCAUUUGAUAAGCAUAGGUUUCCUAAAACGCAAUCAAACAUCGCUGAAUUAUGCUACUCCUGCUUUAUUCCGAAAUAAAACAGAUUUGAGACCCGCAAUUCGACAAUAUUUUCCAGAAAUUUGGCUUUUCGAAGACUAUAAUCUCGGAGCCUCAGGUAGACUCAAUCUAACGAUUCGAGUGCCAGAUACGGUAACUCAAUGGUCUGUCCAGUCAUCAGCAUGGACACCAGGUGAUCUUGCAGUUUGUCACAGUGCUCCAUCGAUUAUAGCUACGCAAAAAAAACUCUACAUGACAGUCGAUCUUCCACAACAUGUUUACAUCAAUGAAUCCAUUACUGCACGAGUUUCAGUUUUUACUGAACAAAUAGAAAAGGACAUGACGCUUUCAAUAUGCAUGGCAAAAUUGGAUCGACAUGUAUGCGGUGAUGUAGGUGCACACGGUGAACGAGGUCAACCGGCCUAUACUCGAAUUCAUCUUACAACAACAUCUACCACUUCUUCUAGAAUAUUCACUCUAAGAUUUUUACGUCUUGGAGAAACAGAAAUUAUAUUCAAAUUGAAAGAGGAAAUAUCAUAUCCAGGAAAAUAUCAUUGUGAUGUAGGAAAGAUAUAUGAUGCUGUCAAGUUGAAAGUUAUCGUCGCUAAGAGGGCGGAAACGACGGAGCAUUUUAAACGAUUAGUAUUGAAUCCACAUAAACCGUUUAAUCUUUUAACACAUCCUGUUGAUAUGCAUUAUUUGGUAAUGGAGAAUGAAACAGAAAAUGGGAAGAAAAAUGUCAUUGAUUAUAAUGAAUAUCGAUCAGAACAGGAGCCGCAGAAAUUAUUUACUAAUAUCAGUAUCAAUUUACCCGAUGCUGAAUCGGUCUAUAGCAUUACGAUCGAUUUGUCCCAAUUCUUAUCAGAGACACUAGUAACGGACUCGAUCAUAAAAAAUGAAAUAAGUGCACGACCGAUUUAUCGCUGGAAAAGAAGUAUUUUGGGCUACGAAUCAUUCCUUACUGAUAUUAUCACUUCAUUCGCUCCAACAUUAUAUCAUUUAAAAUCAUUAAAUUCUCUUGAAAAAACCAUUUAUCGAAAAUUUGAAUCUUUAGACGAUACUAUUGGAUCAUUAAUAUCUGCGAUGUUGACAUUCUCCAGCUGUCGUGGUGCUACUUUUCGAUCUUGCGCUUUUUCCAAUUAUCGAAAGCCAAAACAGCCUCAGGAUGAAUCAUUUUUUUUGACAGCACUGUCUACAUCAUUGCUUUGUGAAGCUGCCGUUGAUGAGCGCAUUAUCUGUCCAUUGCUUAGUUAUCUCUUAAAUGAAAUGGUGACAAAUAUGGAUACUCAACCUGCGGUGGACUAUUUUCUCGAUCAUAUGGAUUUUACAUCAUUGGAAGAUAGAUAUUGGCUUGUUAAAGCAAUGGUAAAUCAGUUGGGUUCGGAUUGUUUUGCAUAUCAAUGUGCGCGUAAUGAUCGUGUUUGGAUUAGUUUGCGAAAGAGUUUCUUCAAUUUGCCAGAUCAUGCUGCAUUAGAUAUACGUACUGUUGCUGCAUUAGCAUUCAUGGCACCUCGAUCUGUAAGCAAUAUCAUGCGAAUUAAACUGUACGCUAUUGCCAAAGAUGGCAUACUUCCGUACUGGAAAAGUGAAGGAAUAUCAAAUACUGGCUCAUUGCUGGCAAAACAUCGAUCCAGUGAUCGUAUGAAACAUCGAAUUUUCAUGAGUGAUGAUUUACUGAUCAAUUCGCUGGGUUUGUUGGCAUUUAUAAGUCGUAGAGUGGACCCGAUGUUUCCAUUAAUUGAACUCGAUUUGUUGGCUGAUUGGAUCUAUGAACAGCUGAACGAAAAUGGGCAAACUCCGUCUCCAUUGGAUUCAUACUUUGCAAAUCGUGCAAUUUAUGAAUAUCGAAUGCAUAAAAGGGAUCAACAUGAUAGUAAUGGUGAUCGAGUAACAGUUAUCUGUAAACAAUGCAAACUGAUUGUGCACAAUGUAACGAGUGCACCGGCCGUUUUUUACUUGCCAGUAACAGUGCGUAAUAUAACAUUGGUAACGGAAGGAGACGCAAAAGUUCGAACAGGAAUCCGAGUUACAACUACAAAAAGAAUGCGAUUGCGCCGUGGUUUAGAGCAGAACGAUUUGUAUCCCACCAAAGUCACCGUGGAACAAUAUGUAGUUAGUCCGGAAAUCAUUCGACAAGAAGUUUGUUUAAAAAUUCUGACAUCACUGAUUGAAUCAUUGGAAGUAACGCAUGGUCUUUUUACCGGUUUCACUUCCGAAGACAGUUUGUUCCGGAUUCUCCAGAACACAACAGUACAUGGAGUACGUCUAUUGGAUAGUGUUGCAAUUAGCAAUUACGCUGUACACUUUGUCCUCACUGAUCUGAAACCGAGAAUUCCGCUUUGUUAUGAACUAGGGAUAAAGGAGCCAAGAAACACAUAUGAGCCAAAUCAAUUGGCUCCAGUUGCAGUUACUGUUCGGCAUCCUCUUUAUGAUAUAGCCGGUGAAGAGUUAGUUACUUAUACGGAAAGAUUCAAGCGGUCAUUGCUUGAAGAAACCAUCGAUAUGGUAUGUUGGGAUGGGAGUUGUUCAUGUGCUGAGGCCAGCUGUACAGUUCGGUGCUCACAAUGUCGAAGUAUUACAAAAGAGCAUUUGCAAUAUGAAUUAUGCUCAGAAAACAUGUUUGGAGCAACAGUGGAAGUAGAAAGCAGUCGGAUUGAAAACCUGAGUGAUUCGAGGUAUUUCAUUAUCGAAGUAUCACUAAAGCACUGGAAGCAAAACAAUGUGAAGACAGCACUGCAGAAACCUGAUCGAAUUGAGGUAUGGUUGAGAACAUGUAACACUCGUUGUGUGGAACCUAGAAUUGGAGAAGUUUACUAUUUUAGUGGCAAUAUUAAUGGAAUUGUGGUGGACUUUAAUACUAGGAUGCAUUACGUACUACGAGAUGACGAUCGAUGGGAGUUGGCCAGUGAAGAUUGUGGGCAUUUGUUUAGUUAUCUAAUUACCAGCGGACCAUGUUUUCCUUGA